This is a messenger RNA of Populus nigra (black poplar), 1775 nucleotides long. Its product is annotated as nudix hydrolase 16, mitochondrial-like. The record is from RefSeq and is a predicted model, not a curated record. Gene Ontology annotation, cellular component: nucleus; cytoplasm. Bases 791 to 1318 code for a protein of 175 amino acids. The transcript has 4 exons. Lineage: Eukaryota; Viridiplantae; Streptophyta; Magnoliopsida; Malpighiales; Salicaceae. Gene Ontology annotation, molecular function: hydrolase activity.
AGAUUGUGAUGUGAUUGUACUUAGCGAAGCUUUAAGCAUUGUGUUCGAAUCAUUAUGCGGAGUUUUGCUAUGUUUUCUGUAUAUUAGUGGAAAAUGGUUAGAAAAGGAGAAAAACAGAAUGAUAGUGCAAUUGCAGUGUUCAAUUGAUGACAUCCAUUAUUUCCCCUCAAGUCCAUACGAAUAAGGUUUUUGACUACCUUGUGUUAAAUUCCUCGACUUGGUUAGUAGAUUUGACUGUUCUUGUAAUUGAUGACGGAUUGUCAGUGCACCUGUACCGAUGCUUUCCCGUGCAAGAAAAGGAACCGACCCAUAUGGGACUCAUUGCACCUACUCUCCAAGGGAGCACAUGCUCCUGGUGUAAUGAACAGUUUCACUUGUUCGAUUAUGAGGUCUAAAUGGGAAUCUUUCAUUGCUUGGAUCCUAUUUAAUUUUUCUGCUCCUAUGAGAAGGACAGACUUCUUCCCCAUUUCCCAUGGUUAUUUUUCAUCAGUUUCUACAAGAACCAAUCAUGGUUAAGUGUAUAACUUGAUAACUUAAAACACAUGGUGAUACAGGCUAAUGUUUAUGGUGUGUGAACCCCUUCAACUAACUUUUAGUUGCAGAUUGAAACCUCACAAGACACUACAUUGGCAGGGGUUGAUCAGUUCUGCACUCCUACACUACACUCCUGCAGAAUCAUUUUUCAAAUGCUCUCAUUCUUUUAGUCAGAACAAGAGGGGGGGACACUUAACAAUUAUAAACAGUUCUCUUAUUUGUUAUUUUUAACACAUAUUUGUAAUUAAAUGACAGGAUGAUCAUAGGCAUUAAAUCUUCUAUGUGCAUUCCUUUUAAGUACAGAAGCUUUGCGGACAACGAGGAUGGCAAAUCUGAGAAAGUUGUUGAGGUUUUAAUGAUAAACGCAAACAGUGGACCUGGUCUUCUCUUCCCGAAGGGUGGCUGGGAAAAUGAUGAAACUGUUGAAGAGGCAGCAGCACGGGAAGCUCUAGAAGAAGCUGGAGUUCAAGGUGAUUUGCUGCAUUUUCUGGGACAAUACGAAUUCAAAAGCAAAACCCUCCAAGACAAGUUUAGUCCAGAAGGUUUGUGUAAAGCUUCCAUGUUUGCUUUGCUUGUGAAAGAGGAGCUCCAAUGUUGGCCAGAACAGAACACUCGACAGAGAAGUUGGCUUACCAUUCCUGAAGCUGGAGAGUGCUGUCGGUAUAAAUGGAUGAAAGAUGCCCUCGAGGAAGGUUUUACAAAAUGGCUUGAUGAUCAAAUGAUUAGCAGAUCAAAGAAAGCCAAUGAUGUAAAUUCGUCUGCUUCAUCUCCGGAAGAGCAUUGAAUAGGACCAAAAAAAUGAAGAUAAAGAGCAUUUGAGUAGUUCAUUCAUGUAGAAGAAGCACCAGUCCGAAGGUGAUUUUGGUGCUCUCUCUCUCUCUCUCUCUCUCUCUAGGGUUUGGUAUAGGACACUACAAAUGCUUGUGCUUUCGGCAUGCAGAGAGAUGUUUACUGGAAAUCUAUGUUGGGUCCUUCUGUUCAUUUCCUUGAUGCUGCUCAUUUCUUCAUUCUACAUUGGUUAAUGUGUUUCACAUAAAAAGGUCGCUUUCCAUGAACUAGAGAAGCUAAGAUGUGGGUUAGUUAUUUUUCGAUUCAUGCUUCAGAGAAUGAAACUGCCUUGCGGCCAGGCCACACAUGGCUGCAUUCCUUGAUCAUUGUCUCUCGGAGGAGGAGCAUUGCAUGUUAUAGCACCAUCAGUACUCUAUUAUUGUUAUUACUGUAAUAUUAUUACUAUUUCAUCA